Molecule: messenger RNA, 960 nt
Organism: Pelobates cultripes (western spadefoot toad)
Lineage: Eukaryota; Metazoa; Chordata; Amphibia; Anura; Pelobatidae
Source: the annotation of a GenBank genome assembly
AUGGCGCCGGCGGCAGUAACCGCCGACUCAGAUCCUCCAAGCCCCACAGCGUCAGACACAUCACAGGUGUCGAUGGAAGCAGAUAUUAAAGGCAUAUUACGAAAUUUGCCCUCCAGAGCUGACCUAGCUCAGAUGCUGGGAAAGUUAGAAACUACCUUCCAACAGAAGAUGGAAAGCCUCAAUUCAGAAAUAACUCAGGUAGGCCGCAGAGUUCAGGACCUGGAGGAUGAAAGGGGGUCUCACCACACAUUAAUGCAUUCCCUAUCAGCUAAAGUCCAAGCCCAAGAAAGGCAUUUAUCUAUGAUGCAACGCUCUCUAGACGAUAUCGACAAUAGGGGCAGGAGAAAUAAUUUACCAGAAGCAGAAGGGGAAAACCUAUAUAACAUCCUGGCCUCGCUUUUCAAUCUUAUACUUAAGCGCAAGCCAGAAUCACCGGUCAUCCUGGACAGAGCACACCGUUCCCUUCGCCCCAAAGCAGCGGUCGGCGAUGCCCCAAGAGAUAUUAUCUGCCGCAUCCACUACUACGCUCUUAAGGCAGAUAUUUUGAAACACCUCAGGGACACCUCAGGCCCCUUGUUAUAUCAGGGACACGAAAUACAGAUCUAUCAAGAUUUAUCUUGGCACACGCUGCAAGCAAGACGAGCCCUACGGCCAAUCACCGAUCAGCUACGUUCGCGCAACAUACGAUACAGAUGGGGUUUCCCUUUUGCCCUCAUCGUAAACACCCGCGGAACCACAUAUACGAUCUCUACACACCAGGACAUCGUGCCAUUCACCGAAGCAUUAAACCUAGCAGAAACAUCCAUCCUGGAUUGGUAUGCUCCUGAUCCGGCGUUAACAGCACCACCUCAACAGAAGAGACCACGAUGGAGAUCCCCGGCUAAGAGACAACGGCAGACCCAGGCUGGACUUUCCCAACACUUAGAAGAAGGAGGGCAGACCACAGCUGCUGGACGCUAA